Molecule: messenger RNA, 1293 nt
Organism: Cinclus cinclus
Lineage: Eukaryota; Metazoa; Chordata; Aves; Passeriformes; Cinclidae
Gene: BORCS6
Product: BLOC-1 related complex subunit 6
Biological process (GO): lysosome localization
Cellular component (GO): BORC complex
Source: RefSeq, a predicted model, not a curated record
GCUGAGAAAGUGGUGGUGCAACCGGAGUCGCCUCUAGGAGAACAUGGCGGGGGAGUGAGGAGAACCGCCAGCAGCUCCCGGUGUUGUUACCCUGCCGCAACCCGCCCACUUCCGCCUCCGCGCCAACCGCCGUGCGCUAACAGCGCCAACCGCCUCUCCCCGCCAAUCGCGGUGGAGAGGCAGCCUCUUUGCCCUGGCUCCAGCCAAUCGGAAGGGACACAAACACUCGGGGCCACGCCUCCCUUGGGCCGCCCAAUCCGGGCGGGCACGCCCCCGGCCUGCAAGUCACGGGCUCGCAGUGCGCGGCGGGCGGGUGGUGGUCCACUGGCCAAUCGCGAUCAGCAGGAGAGACGUAAACAGGCGUCGGCGCGCCCCCGGUGGGCGGUGGCGGCGGGUGGGCACGCGUCCCUCGCCAUGGCGGAGCCCGGUCCGUCCGCUGCGCCACCGGAGGGGCGGGACGAGCGGAGUCUGGAGGCGCUCAGCCUGGCUAGCGGCGGAGGGGCGGCGGUGGCAGCGGGGCGGCAGCUGCCGGAGGGGCGGCGGGCGACGCUGGCGAGCGCCCUGGAACUGGAGGGGACGGUGCUGCGCGAGGGCCGCCUCACCCAGUUCGUAGCCAACAACCUGGAGCGGCGGAUCCGGCUGAGCGGCGCCCCGCGGGGCGAGCCUCCGGCGGGGGGCGGCGGAUCCUCCAUCCCCGCCAUCGACCCGGGGGCGCUGCAGGACGUGGUGGCCCUGGCCGGGCAGGUGGCGGUGCAGGUGGACGAGCUACUGCGGAACGUGCACUGCGGGCUGCAGGCGCUGACGGCGCUCAGCGUCGGCUGCAUCCAGACCUACCGCGACGGUGUGGAGAGCCUGGGCGAGGCGGCCGACCUCAGCAUCCGCGCCAUGUACGCACUGGUGGCGCGCUGCGAGGAGCUGGACCGCGCCAUGCAGCCCGUGCCCGCCCUGGCCAAGCGCAUCCGUGACAUGAAGGGCACGCUGGAGCGGCUGGAGGGGCUCUGCAAGUAGCUGCUCCUGCCGCCGCCCCUCCAGUGCCGGCAGCGGGGGCCUGGGGCUGCUGCUCUCUCGCUUCGGCGGCCCUGCCGCUCACGGCGUCUGCAGCUCCCACCUGCACACCUUCACUCGCUCUCCCCCGUGCGUGACUUGCCGGCAUCAGUGGCCGGCUAGCCUGUGUUGAUCUGGACGAAGGGCAAUUUUUACGACCGACGAAGGGAAAGGUCCCGGUUGAAAACCGCGGGGUAAAUGGCAGAUGGUGCUUUUUAGCUUCAGCUCCAUUAAAGAAUUUGGAUUCUA